This is a messenger RNA of Menidia menidia (Atlantic silverside), 579 nucleotides long. NCBI's taxonomy places the organism in Eukaryota, Metazoa, Chordata, Actinopteri, Atheriniformes, Atherinopsidae. The record is from the annotation of a GenBank genome assembly.
AUGCCCUCUGAGAAACAGCCCGCCGCUAAGACCGAGAUGAAAUGUCUAGGCGCCCCCCAGGAGGAGGACAGCAGCAGCACCAACAGCAAUGACUACCCCUACCCAAACUUCCCCAAGAAGGUCCCCCAGUACGGCCAAUACCCCGAUUUGGACGCAGAGAGUCAAAACUUCCUCCCAGACCACAAGACGGGCAAGAAGAAGUAUGAGACGGAAUAUCACCAGGGCAACGCUUCCUUCGGCAUGUCGGUCUUCAACCUGGGCAACGCCAUCAUGGGCAGCGGCAUCCUGGGGCUGUCCUACGCCAUGGCCAACACGGGCAUCGCCCUCUUUGUGAUUCUGCUCGUGGCGGUGGCCAUCUUCUCCUUGUAUUCUGUCCACCUGCUGCUGAAGACAGCCAACGAAGGAGGCGCACUGGUGUAUGAGCAGCUGGGUUACAAAGCCUUCGGGAUACCAGGCAAACUGGCGGCCUCCUGCUCCAUCACCAUGCAGAACAUCGGAGCCAUGUCCAGCUACCUCUACAUUGUUAAAUACGAGCUUCCCAUCGUCAUCCAGGCUUUUACGGGAACCAGCAACGGGUGA